This is a messenger RNA of Erpetoichthys calabaricus (reedfish), 1358 nucleotides long. Its product is annotated as C-type lectin domain family 4 member C-like. Gene Ontology annotation, cellular component: external side of plasma membrane. Bases 533 to 1351 code for a protein of 272 amino acids. The record is from RefSeq and is a predicted model, not a curated record. Gene Ontology annotation, biological process: biological process involved in interspecies interaction between organisms; immune response. NCBI's taxonomy places the organism in Eukaryota, Metazoa, Chordata, Cladistia, Polypteriformes, Polypteridae. Gene Ontology annotation, molecular function: carbohydrate binding. The transcript has 8 exons.
UUCAGUGGUAGCUCUGAGGCUAGAGAUCUGUGCCAGCAAUCAGAAGGUCGAGCAGGAAUUCUACCACCUGAUCACUUUAUUUUUUCUCAUUAACCAGUGGCCAUUUCAUUUUUGUUAUAAUGUAUGAGAUUUAAAACGUUUUAUGUGCUUUUACUUGGAACAUGUGGUCUUGUGUUUCUUCACAAGUUUCCUGUUUUGUAAGCAGCUUGCUCUUCGACAAUUUACUGCUCAGAUUUGAAGCCUCAUAAGGAUUUAAGCUACCAGCUGGUAUGAGCAUAAAACCAUCUCUGUCAUUUGGACUUUUUGGCUUUUAUUGGCUCAUUUUUUUAUUUUUAAAUAUCCUAAUGUUGAGGACUACAGCCUGUGUUCACCACUUUUAAUUUUUGUGUUUUUUUCUUGUUUUAUGUAGUGACUUACUUCUGCUUAAGCGAGUUUUGCUGAAUAAGUAACCAUUAACAGAAAUAAGGGAGCAGACACCUCUCCUAAUAAUUCCAUUUUCCUGCCUUGGUGCUUUUUCCAUAUUCUGUGCAGUAUGGACGGUGACGUUUUAUACUCCUCAGUGAACUUCCAUCAGAAGAAACAGAGAAAAGGGAAAUUGCAGAACAAGAAGGAGACAGAAGAUCCAAGUGAGGAUGUCACAUAUGCAGAUAUUAAAAUAGCAAACACUUUCAGAAUUCAAAAUACAGAUGUUGACUCCAAAGAAGAUUCUGGUGAAUCACCGAAAGAAGUCAAAGAGAGUAAUCCUGGCAGCACUGCAGGCACUUCUGGCCUUUCCAAGAAGACAUCAGCAGCUCCAGUGCCUUGUCCCAAUGUGAACACCAAAGCUUGUUGGCUCAUACUGCUGCUCUUGAUAAUUUUACUGGUGGCUGCCCUGGUUGGUUUUGUCAUUUCUUCUCGAUCAUGUUCUGUUUGUCCUCAGAGCUCAUUGCUCUUUGACUCCAAGUGUUAUUUCUUCUUCACUGAUAAAAUGAACUGGAGCAAAAGUCAAGACAACUGCACAUCAAUCAGGGGGCAUCUGGCAAUUAUAGAGAGUAAAAAAGAGCAGGAAUUUUUAAUAUCAAACUUAGGAAACAAAACAGAUGAAGAGAAAUCCUACUGGAUUGGACUGUCAGAUCAAGUGACUGAAGGUCAUUUUCUAUGGGUGGAUAACAGACCUCAGGACUCAAAAGGAAGGUUUUGGGGCCUAAGGGAAUAUGACCAUGGUCAAGAGCCAGAUAACUGGACUGAUCCAGUGCACAAUCCUGCUGGAGAGGACUGUGUGCAUCUGAAUAAAUCAGAGCACUACAGCGGCUGGUAUGAUAAUAACUGUGAAAUACAAAUGAAACGGAUCUGUGAAGCAGCGUGCAACUGAACUGUAA